Molecule: messenger RNA, 207 nt
Organism: Phyllotreta striolata
Lineage: Eukaryota; Metazoa; Arthropoda; Insecta; Coleoptera; Chrysomelidae
Source: the annotation of a GenBank genome assembly
AUGGACGAUUUAAGAUUAAGGCCGCAUCAAAAAGAACUCCAAGAGCUCGGAGAAUUGGCAGGAGUCUCCAUGAGUCCCAAGGUGUUCAAAUUGAUCAUGGAACUUCUGAAUAUGGGCCAUUCGCCAGAUACAGUUUACAGUAUUCUAAAAAUUAUAAUUAAAUCUGCCCCAUCUUCGAAUGAGGAAAAUCUUGAAGAAUCCCAUUAG